AAGAGGAAUACGUUUUCGAACCAAUUCAAUAUAGUUGUGCUCUCGUCAGUUCAAUCAUUUUGAAUUUUCAGCAAUCCCAGAUUCCUAUAAGAAUGGCCACCGCCUGGAGUAAAUCUCUUCGUAUCACAGCAUUCACCAGAUUUCCGAGUCGGAUCACGUACAGCAAAAUCAAAUGGCUGUUUCGAUGGUGACGCGUGCCACAGCGGCUGUGAAAGUGGCGGCGAUUUGUGGAUCGCUUCGGAAAGGAUCGUACAACAGAGGGCUCAUUCGGUCUGCGAUCGAGUUAAGCAAGGAAGCCAUUGAAGGCGUUGAAAUCGAAGAAGUUGAGAUUGCUUCUCUGCCGAUGCUCAACACCGAUCUUGAAAAACAGGGGACAUUCCCCGCCGAAGUCGAAGCUUUCCGCCGGAAAAUUCUCAAAGCCGAUAGCGUUCUGUUCGCUUCUCCGGAGUAUAAUUUCACUGUCACAGCACCUUUGAAGAACGCAAUAGACUGGGCAUCAAGGUCACCCAAUAUGUGGGGAGGUAAAGCAGCGGCCAUUGUAAGUGCAGGAGGGCAGCUCGGAGGAGCAACAGCACAGUAUCAUCUUCGCCAAAUAGGAAUAUGCAUUGAUCUUCACUUCAUCAACAAGCCUUUCUUCUUCCUCAAUGCCUUUCAGCCUCCUCCCAAGUUCAAUUCUGAGAAUGGGGACUUAAUUGAUGAGGAUGCCAAGCUCAGAUUGAAAGAUAUCCUUCUCUCCUUGAAAUCUUUCUCCCUCCAACUUCAUCAAAACAAGUGAUGAAUUCGA
Molecule: messenger RNA, 784 nt
Organism: Neltuma alba
Lineage: Eukaryota; Viridiplantae; Streptophyta; Magnoliopsida; Fabales; Fabaceae
Product: NADPH:quinone oxidoreductase-like
Exons: 3
Coding region: 173-775 (200 amino acids)
Cellular component (GO): cytosol
Molecular function (GO): oxidoreductase activity; FMN binding
Source: RefSeq, a predicted model, not a curated record